This is a messenger RNA of Drosophila willistoni, 4868 nucleotides long. It is a transcript of the gene sl, whose product is annotated as 1-phosphatidylinositol 4,5-bisphosphate phosphodiesterase gamma-1. The record is from RefSeq and is a predicted model, not a curated record. NCBI's taxonomy places the organism in Eukaryota, Metazoa, Arthropoda, Insecta, Diptera, Drosophilidae. Gene Ontology annotation, molecular function: protein binding; phosphatidylinositol-4,5-bisphosphate phospholipase C activity. The transcript is spliced from 4 exons. Bases 379 to 4224 code for a protein of 1281 amino acids. Gene Ontology annotation, biological process: phosphatidylinositol-mediated signaling; phospholipid catabolic process; positive regulation of epithelial cell migration.
CUUGAGGAGUGUCCUAAAAAUUCAACAAGUGCAACAAAUAAACAAAAAAAAAAAAACAAAAAUAAAAAAGAGAGUAAUCCGCCAAGUGAUUUGCGAUAGGGAAACGUCAAUGCAAUUCGUUGACUAUCUUUUAUCAGUAUACGGCGACGGGCCAUUCGCAAUACGGACGGAAAGCCAUAUCAAAUUAAUAUCAAAAUCAAAUAAAUAGAAACGAAACGCACACUCGCACACGCACAAGAAAUACAGAUAUACGCAUACUUGUGGAGUUUUUCUAUUUCGUUUAUGUGGGUUUUUUUUUUAUUGUUUCACUUGUUUCUUACUUCAAUGUUGUAAACUUGGCCUGGACCCCCGGAAGAGAGAUAGACAGGGAAUAUAAAAAUGAGCUGCUUCAGUGCAAUGAAUACGCCUCUGCUGGGCGAAAUGGAACAGACCAUUGGCAUGCUGGAGAGGGGUACAAUUGUAACAAAGUUAUAUGGAAAACAGCGUCGUCCGGAUCGUCGCCACCUAAUGCUUAUACGAGAGACACGCCAGCUGUUAUGGUCAACGGUGGCGGCCCAUACACCGCGAACGGAUUACGAGGGUGCCUUGCAAUUGCGAGAAAUCCGUGAGAUACGUGUGGGCAAGAAUUCUAAGGAGUUUCGUUUACAUGCCGACGAAUGCCAACGCUUUGAGCCGAGCAAAUGUUUUGUUAUACUUUAUGGCAAUCAUUUUAAGCUAAAGAGCUUUUCGGUGGUUGCCCUCUCGGAGGUGGAGGCCGACAAUUGGGUCCGUGGUCUCCGGUAUAUGGUUAAGGAUACAAUCAAUGCACCAUAUCCAUUGCAAAUUGAUCGUUGGCUACGUCGUGAAUACUAUCAAAUCGAGAAUGUCAAUGCAUCGCAUUCGUCCAAUAAGUCAUCGUCAUCAUCAUCAUCGACAACAGCCGCAGCGGAGCAUCAUUCCCAGACCCAGGUCACCAUUAAGGAUUUCAAAAUGUUCCUAAGCAGUGUCAGCUGUAAGAUGACCACUAGCAAAUUUAUGGAAUACUUUACGGAUGAUGUGCGACGCAAGCAUGAUUUGAAAUUCGAUGAUUUUUCACGUCUCUAUCAGCGUCUUUUGCUGCCCAUUAAUUUCGUAAAUUUACUGUGUCCCACGUCACAGUUAGGGCCAAAUCAAUUCGCCUAUUCCGAGGAUCAUCAGACAGUGCGUGCCCUUGAGUUUAAACGAUUUCUGGAUAUUGAACAGCGGUCAGGAAACGGCGGCGGCGGCGGCUCUGGCGGUGGCGGCUCUGGCGGUGGCGGCGAAUUGAGUUUCAUAUCGAAUUUCAUUCGAGAUUUUGUACAGGAUGUUGAACGUGAUGUUCAGGAACCGUAUCUAUCCAUAUCCGAAUUUGUUGACUAUUUAUUUUCGAAACAGAAUGAUUUAUGGGAUAGCAAAUACGAUGCGAUUACCAUGGAUAUGAGUCAGCCGCUUUCAUCCUAUUGGAUAGCCUCGUCGCACAAUACGUACCUUACGGGUGAUCAGUUCUCUAGUGAAUCCUCAUGCGAGGCCUAUGCCCGGGCAUUAAGGAUGGGCUGCCGUUGUAUUGAACUCGACUGUUGGAAUGGACCGGAUAAUUUACCCUAUAUAUUUCAUGGUCAUACCAUGACAUCAAAAAUUAAAUUCAUGGAUGUAAUCAAGACAAUUAAAGAUCAUGCCUUUACCACAUCGGAAUAUCCGGUUAUACUUUCUAUUGAACAGAAUUGUUCCCUGGAACAGCAGCGCAAUAUGGCACAGGCCCUGCUCGAGGUCUUUGGAGAUUUGUUGCUCACCCAGCCAUGUGACCGGAAUGAGGUGCAUUUACCAUCACCCCAUCAGCUGCGCCGUAAAAUAAUAUUGAAACAUAAGAAAUUGCCACAAUUCGAUGAGAAUUUCAGUGGUGUUAAUGUUGGAGGCGUUGGUGGUAUUACCAAUGGAACAUUGGGCCAUCGAUCCUCAUUGACUGGCGGACAGAAUGCCGAUCCAAGCAAUGAGAGCAACGACAAUGCAAUGCGCAAGGUGUUGAAGGAGGGUCUACUAUAUUUUAAGGAUCCAGUUGAUAAAUCCUGGAAUCUCUAUCAAUUCGUGUUGACCCAACAGGAAUUGAUCUAUUCAUCGGAAAUCAAUGAGAGUCGCAAUGGUAAUUCCGAAGAUGAUGAAUUUGGUCUCUCAACAUCAUCGUCAUGCAAUCAACUAAACACCCAGACACAAAUGCAGCAAAAGCAAAAGGACUCUUCAGCCAAUGAUGAGCUGCAUUUUGGUGAAAAUUGGUUUCACGGCAAAUUGGAAGGUGGACGACAGGAGGCAGAUCAAUUGCUGGAAACGUAUAAACAUCUGGGUGAUGGAACAUUUCUUGUCCGCGAAUCGGCCACAUUUGUGGGCGACUAUAGCCUCUCGUUUUGGCGUCGCAAUCGAGCCAAUCAUUGUCGCAUUAAAUUGAAACACGAGAAUGGCACAAUUAAAUAUUAUUUAGUUGAGAAUUUUGUUUUCGAUUCGUUAUAUUCAUUAAUUGUCUACUAUCGCAAAAAUAUGCUGCGUAGCUCUGAGUUUUCAAUUAUUCUCAAAGAACCAGUACCGCAGCCAAAGAAGCAUGAGAGCCAAGAUUGGUUUCAUCCGAAUACGACCAAAGAGCAGGCCGAACAGGGUCUUUUUAGGCUAGACAUUGGUUCGUUUUUGGUGCGACCAUCGGUACAGAGUAUGAAUGCUUUUGUUAUAUCGUUUACGAUUAAUCGAAAGAUAAAACAUUGUCGCAUCAUACAAGAGGGUCGUCUGUAUGCCAUCGAUACCAUGCAAUUUGAAUCGCUUGUAUCGCUCAUCCAUUACUAUAUGAGAAAUCCCCUCUAUCGCAAUGUAAAGCUUGUGCAUCCUGUUUCCCAGGAUUUGCUGCGUCAGACACUCCACGAUAAUGCCCAAUUGCAAGGGGCUGAACAUAGUAGUGGUGGUGAUAAUGGAGCCUCCAACUACAUGGGCUCCCAUCUGGAGGAAUAUGUAACCUGCAAGGCUCUGUAUAGCUAUAAGGCCGAUAAGCCAGAUGAAUUGUCAUUCCCUAAGCACGCAAUUAUCACGAAUGUACAAAGGAAUAACUCAAUGUGGUGGCGUGGUGACUACGGUGGCAUGAUACAGCAGCAUUUGCCAGCGAAUUACGUAAAGGUAAUUGAUUCGGCCACAGAGGAUUACAAUUCGGUUAAUGAGGAGGGAGGCGGUACUGAUGGACGCACCGAUUCGAUUGAAAUCUAUGGAGCUGUUGCCUCUCUAUUCGAAUCGAAUGAGCCGGGCAUUAUAAUUAAAUUGCAAAUCCAGACACCAACCACACAGAAUCCUUUUGUCAUCGGGUUUGAUAACCAAGAGACGGCCUAUGAGUGGAUUAAGGCCAUUCAGGAUGCAACUCUUAUAGCCACCCAGUUGGCCACCGAACGUCGGAAGAAAGAACGCACUGCUCGCGUUGCCAAGGAGAUGUCCGAUUUGAUUAUCUAUUUUCGCAGUGUUCCAUUCCGUGAUCAUUCAUGGAUAUUCCAGGAAAUGUCAAGUUUCCCCGAGACAAAAGCGGAAAAACAAUUCUUCCAGCAGAAUACCCAACUCUUUUUAUCCUAUCAUCGCAAUCAAAUAAGUCGAGUGUAUCCAAAGGGUCAGCGUUUGGAUUCAUCGAAUUUUAAUCCAGUACCAUUUUGGAAUAUUGGAUCUCAAAUGAUUGCAUUGAAUUAUCAAACUGGUGACAAAGCCAUGCAGCUAAAUCAGGCCAAAUUUCGUAAUAAUGGACAAUGUGGCUAUAUAUUGAAGCCAUCCUUUAUGAAAUUGGAUAGCUUUAAUCCCAACAAUUCGCAAUGUGAUGGGCUUAGUGAAGUAAAGAUUACAAUUCGUUUAAUUGCGGCACGGCAUCUAUUUCGCGGUGGCAAAUCGAACAAUCCACAAAUUGUUGUCGAAAUCUGUGGCGCCAGUUAUGACAGCGGCAUUAAAUAUCGUACCAAGGUCAAUGAAAAUGGCUUCAAUCCGGUAUGGAAUGAGUCCUGUGACUUUAAUAUACGCAAUCCUCAGUUUGCUUUGCUCCGUUUUGAAUUGCAAGACGAGGAUAUGUUUGCUGAGACACAUUUUAUUGCCCAGGCAUGCUAUCCGUUAACAUGUGUCCGCCAAGGAUAUCGCAGUGUAAUUUUGCGUAAUAAAUUUAGCGAAGAGUUGGAAUUGUCUUCGUUAUUAGUACAUAUAAAUAUUGCACAUAUCUCAUCGACUACAUAGAAAGCGCUAACAUCUCUUCCAUUUCAAAAACGAAAAAGUAUUGUAUUGACAAAAAAAAAUCUGACUGAGCGCAUUCCACAAAGUCAAGGGAAGAGAAAGGAAUAGGAAUAGAAAUAGUCAACGCCCAUUCUGGAAGACUUUAAACCCAAUUUUGCAUUUACAUAAACAUUUUACACGUUUCGUUUAAUGCACGUUCCUUUGUAUCUAUCCUUUAUAGACUAUAUAGACGGACAAAUUAUGGACGUGCAAUAAUUUCAUAAAAAAAAAAAAACAAAAACUAUUUACACAUCUUUAUAAUUACGUAUACGUAAUGUAGUUUCCACUCUCAUUUGCAAUUCGAUGUUUUGAAGUCGUUGAAAACGUUUUUUGUUUAGUCAAAUUUUUUGAUCUACAUUUUGUUUUAGAUAUUCUUUUUUAAAAUCGUUCGAAUCGCAGCUUCCUCGUAUAUGCAUAAAAUCAUAGCUAGAUCUUACUUGUGCAUUAUGAUUAGAGAUUAUAUAAGUUAUUGUCAUUUCUUUUCUUAUAAGUUUUCCUGUAUGUAUGUAUGUUUUGUUUGUAGUAUGUUGUAAUUGUUUUUUUUUUCUGUAUAAAUGUCUUAUUUUAUCGUGUUUAAUAUUUAGUCAGAAUAGUCACAUUCUGUUUUA